AAACACACAGAGAGAACAACAACUCACAGGGGUAGGACGAUAAGAUUAACUCUGUGAAAACACUUUAGACCACAACAUGGCUGAGGCAAUUUACGCCAGACCCAACAUGAUGACCAAGGCCAGGUAUACACAAGGAGAGAGAGAGGAGAGGAUAGUGGACAUCUACGCUAACCUGGAGAGCAUCGGAGAUCCACACCAGGACUAUGUGGGGAUAGAGGAGUCCUCCAAGUCUCUGGGAACAGGAAGAAGUCAGCGGCCGGACGCUGUGAGCCCUCCUUGGUGUCCUAUCAGGGCUGUGGUGGUGCUUCUGGGCCUGCUGUCUGUGGUAAUGCUGGCUAGACUGAUUGGGUUGGCAGUGCAACACAAGAAGACUGCAAGCAUGGAAAGAGACAUGGAGCAACUUUUCCUAACGCUGAAGAAUUUGACGGUACAGAGAGACGCACUGCUCUGUAAACUGGAAUGUCCAGGUGGUUGGAAGAAGUUUGGUUGUAAAUGUUACAAGACUUCCGACAUGUAUCAAUCCUGGUAUAAGAGCAGGGAGUUCUGUGUUUCCCAAGGAGGAGAUCUGGUGGUUGUGAACAGUAAAGAGGAGAUGGACUUCAUUGGCAGGUCGUACGUGUACUUCUGGCUUGGAGCGACAGAUGCGGCCGGUGAAGGGACGUGGAGAUGGGUUGAUGGGACCGUCCUGUCGCUGGAUAACCCCUCCUGGAGUGGAGGGGGACCUCAAGGUGGUGGGGACAAGAACUGCUUAUGGAUGGCCUGGGAGCAGAGCCAAUAUAAAUGGGCAGAUGAGAGCUGUGAAACCAGAAACUUGGGGGUUUGUGAACAAAAUUUAAUGAAGUGAAUUAUUUUGGCCUUCUCUGUACACGUGCCUCUUCACUUGAUGCCAACAUGCAUCGGCUGCUUUGUUUCAUACAUGUUUGGUUCCCUCAUUCGAUAAGAGCUCUGAUUGGCUGCAAGUUGUUCAUUUAAAGGAGAUGAGAUGCACUGGCCACUGCAGGAGAUGUACAUCGUUGUACAUAGUUGCUGUUCUUGUUACUACUUGUAAAAAUAAUGUCAAUGUCUCCACAGUUGCUCUUGGUCCUAGAGGCUGAGGUUAGGAGGUAAAGAGUCAGACAGUCAUUAACUGGUCUUCAGCUGCUGCAAACCACACUCGUUCUCUAUCUAGGGCUGCCUUUGUCCCCUCAACGAUGUGAAGAUCACCCUUCAGAAAACUUAAUUGUCAUUCAUAACAGAUGUGUUAAAAGCAGAUGUUGUAAACUAUAUUCAUUUUUAUAUUGAAUUAGCUUAGUUUGGGUUGAUGGAACCGUCCUGUCACUGGAUAACCCCUCCUGGAUCAGAGGGGGACCUCAAGCUGGUGUGGACAAGAACUGCCUAAAGUUAGCGAGGGUCUUGGGGACGAAUCAAGAUAAAUGGGCAUCUGAGAGCUGUGACGAACAGAACAGGGUUCUUUGUGAAAAGAAAAUAAUAAAAGGAUUGUUGAAAACA
Gadus morhua (Atlantic cod) is the source of this 1488-nucleotide messenger RNA. RefSeq names its product natural killer cells antigen CD94-like. The transcript has 2 exons. The record is from RefSeq and is a predicted model, not a curated record. NCBI's taxonomy places the organism in Eukaryota, Metazoa, Chordata, Actinopteri, Gadiformes, Gadidae. Bases 77 to 844 code for a protein of 255 amino acids.